This is a messenger RNA of Penicillium bovifimosum, 2109 nucleotides long. RefSeq names its product putative chitin synthase activator (Chs3) (gene chs3). Bases 1 to 2109 code for a protein of 702 amino acids. The transcript has a single exon. Lineage: Eukaryota; Fungi; Ascomycota; Eurotiomycetes; Eurotiales; Aspergillaceae. Gene Ontology annotation, molecular function: protein binding. The record is from RefSeq and is a predicted model, not a curated record.
AUGGCCAGUCCCGUCCCAGCAUACCGUCAGGCGCUGCCCUCUCCCCCACCAGCUUACCUUCGAUCGUCGCCUCAAUCCCCCUCGACACACGAAAGCACGCCUCGCACCAUUCCAAAUCGCCCUCAGAACCUGAAUCUCAACCGCAAACCGGUCCCACCCCCUGCAUCCCAGUCCGAGACCUCGCCAAUUAUUCAAAACUCGCCGCGCUCACCAGUCAAGUUCAGCCAUGGCGCAGACAUUCCAGAGCCCUCAACAGCCCGCAUCGAAGGCGCAUACAACGGGCCUCCGACGCCGCAGUUUGAACUCUCCGAGUUUACAGAACUGUCGCUUGACGGGCCCGUACAGCCCCCUCAGCACAGCUGGAACCCUGCGUUCCCACCGCGGCGAGACUCAAUACAAGCCCCAAAUUACAAACGCGCGCAUUCAUAUGGACACACCCCAACGAACAGUGGGUCAUGGUCCGCGGCAGAGCCGCAGAGAGCCGGUUCCAUCGACAACCCGAGCAAGAGCGGCGCCUCGUUAGAGCAGAGCCAUGACAGCUCUUCACGAGGAAGCUGGGAGAGCGCGGCACAGGCGUCGGACGGCUAUGAGCCUCUUGCUUACCACCAUCAGCAACAGCCAACUGCGAAGCCUGUUGGAAAACCAGCGCCCCAUGCUCGGGACAGCCCGUCAGGUUCAACGGAUAAACUAGCUAUUCGGCGAUCAAGGCUAUCGCGCCCUGUCUCCGCAUAUUCGUCAGUAUCGGAUUUGGGGGGUCAGGGUCAUCGCCGCAACCUCUCCGCAUCGCCCUAUAUGCACACACGAUCGUCUUCACGCAACUCGUCUGGCACCCCUGAGAACGGCCGGUCUCUGUCGUUACUCGAUUUACUCAACACGUCGUAUCCGCAGCCGGGCCCGACAGCGACCCAAUUCGACAACUCGCGACUCCAAGCUGUAGUCGGAAAUAACGCUUCUCUUCUCAGUCACAAGGAGACAUUCGAGAUGUACCUAGCAAACGUGAAGAAGACAGAUGAGCCAACAGUGCUCUAUGAAUUCGCCGUCUUCAUGCUCAACUCCAUGCGCGAGAUGCCAGCCGUGGAUAUCGACGACCCUAGUCCCAUCACUCGCGCCCGACUGCUCCGCGAGUCAAAAGCCAUUCUCCAGCGCCUUGCAGACCGCAGUUAUCCCUUCGCCCAAUAUUACCUAGGCGAUGGAUAUGCGUCGGGAAUCUUCAACAAGGGCGUUGAAGACCAUGACCGGGCGUUCCCGCUUUUCCUCGCAGCCAGCAAACACGGCCACGUCGAGGCCUGCUACCGCACGGCACUGUGCUACGAGUUCGGCUGGGGUUGCCGCGCCGACGGCGGCAAGGCUGUCCAAUUCUACCGCCAAGCAGCCUCAAAGAACCACCCAGGCGCCAUGAUGCGCAUGGCCCACGCUUGUAUCGCCGGCGAUAUGGGACUCGGCAAGCGUUACCGCGAGGGUAUCAAGUGGAUGAAGCGGGCGACCGAGUCUGCAGACGCACAGUACAACUCCGGGCCGUACGAGCUCGGCCUGCUGCACGAGAAGGGCUUCGGAGAGGACGUUUUCCCCGACGAGACCUAUGCAGUACAACUCUUCACCAAGUCCGCUGAGCUCGGCCAUGUUGAGGCUUGUUAUCGUCUCGGCGAUGCGUACGAGUACGGCAAGUUGAAUUGCCCGCGAGACCCCGCGCUUAGCAUCCACUUCUAUACCAGCGCUGCGCAGCAUGGUCAUCCGCUUGCAAUGAUGGCGCUUUGCGCGUGGUAUCUUGUUGGUGCGGAGCCUGUUCUCGAGAAAGAUGAGAACGAGGCUUAUGAGUGGGCUCUUCGGGCGGCGAAUCUUGGCCUCGCCAAGGCUCAGUAUGCUGUUGGCUACUUCACUGAGAUGGGCAUUGGGUGCCGCCGUGAUCCGCUCGAGUCGAAUGUGUGGUACGUCAAGGCAGCUGAUCAGGGCGAUGAGCGGGCUAAGCAUCGCAUUGCGACUAUUCGGGCUGCGGCGGAGGGGUCACAUCCUGCCACAAGUGCGCGCAAUGGUGCGAAGAAUGCGGGCCGUCUUAAGAAGUCCGAGCGCAAGGAACAGAGCCAGAGUCCACGGCCAGCUCAGGGUGAGUGA